This is a messenger RNA of Dibothriocephalus latus, 906 nucleotides long. The record is from the annotation of a GenBank genome assembly. NCBI's taxonomy places the organism in Eukaryota, Metazoa, Platyhelminthes, Cestoda, Diphyllobothriidea, Diphyllobothriidae.
AUGUAUUCACCGGAACCGAUUGAGGCUGAGGAGGUCCUGGGGGCUUACGAUGGAUGCAAGCUCAUCCUAAACAACGCCCUGCCAGUUGAUUGUCGACUAAAGAUUACCAAUUUUCGGCUUCAUCUAUUUGUUAAGUCUACUGUGCCAAACUCUAUCAACCGCGGUGCGUGGAGCUUCAAGUGUAUUCCACUAUGCACGAUCCAGUCUCUGGAGAAGAAGCUUAGUUACAAGGGUUUAAAGGCUAUGGGUAUAAUAAUAGUAUGUAAAGAUGUGCGUAUCGUCAAGCUAAUUCUAUCAGACAGUGCAAAAGGAAUUGAUGCCUUCCGCCAACUGAACGACCUCAUCUUCCCAGCUUUUCGCAGUCGGGAACUCUUUGCAUAUGCCUUUGGACGAAAGUGUUUGGAGGAGAAUCGAUUCCUUGCUGACGGUUGGGAUGUGUACGAUCCAACGUCUGAGUAUCACCGUCAGAAUAUUGUCAACAAUGGCUGGCGCAUUUCAGCAGUGAAUGAAGACUACAGUUUUUGCGACACUUAUCCGAGCCUACUGGCAGUGCCGGUGGACGUGCCUGACGAGCUCCUCAUCCAGAGUGCCCCUCAUCGUGCCAAUUUUCGUGUCCCUGCACUCAGCUGGCUGCAUCCGGAGAGUCGAGCUAGCCUGACCCGCGCCAGUCAACCCAUGGUGGGCCUGCACAAUCGGCGAAACUCCGCCGAUGAACAGUUGAUUGAGCUGAUCCGCAGGGCCAACGCCAACACCUCCGACCUCCUCAUCCUCGAUGCUCGUCCACAGAGGGUUGCCCUCGCGAAUGUGGCUAAAGGCGGCGGUGUUGAGAACAUUUCCUACUACCGGGACAUCACUUGCAAAUUUAUGGGCAUCCAGAACAUCCACGCGAUGCGCGCCUCCCAGACC